AUGGUGAUGGUGAUCACCUUGUUGUUGCUUUAUUGUGCCAACAAUGUACUUGUCCUAGGAAAGCAACAGCCGAUAUACUUCAACUUUGAUACAAAUGCCAGAUGUGAACCAUGGGUCGAACACUCCUUUUGUACAGGGUUAAUCAAGAAUCCAGACUCAAUCUUUGUAUCAUCGAUGAGAACACAGGCUGAUAUGGCUGCCAAUGCAACAAUGGCAGAGAAUCUCUACAAAUCACUAUCGACAAACUGUACAUCAAACGAAUUCAAUCGAAUAUUCUUCUGUAAUGCUAUCUUCACUGAAUGUAUAAACAUCACCCUAACAAACAAUGGCGUUACCAAUACUUAUGCACUUGGAGUGCCACCUUGCCAGUUGAACUGCGAAGACACAACGACGAGCUGUAUGCAGGGCUUCACAACUCCAGAGCUUAACUGCACUGCCCAGGAGGGUAGCAUCUACAACUACCCACCAAUGGUAAACAUAUACAACCUCACGGACUAUGGCGGCCAGCCCGGCCACGCCGUCCAAUGUUCCAACACGUCACAGAUUCAAACCAAUGGCACUGCGCCACCCAUCAGACCAUCGUGCAACUCGCCACUGGUCUACCAUCCCACCAACGACUACGCUGGCGAUGUGGAUCGUGGCUUCUAUCUUAUCAACGGAACAGACUGCGCACUACCAUGCCCGGCUCCACUAUUUAGCAAGCGAGAAUGGGACAACUUGAUGCUGAUGGUGUCAAUCGUCUCGCCCAUAUCAUUCUGUUGCGUGGCCGUCAACUUAAUCACCUACUUGGUCAUCAACAGAAAGUAUGAUCGAUAUGCCAUUGGCAUCAGCUUCCUGUCGUUCUCUACACUUCUGAUGAACAUGUCCGACUUCUUCUACAUUCACGAGGGAUGGAAGGCGAGUUGUCCCGAGCCAGGACGUUACGCUCGACAAGACAGUCCAUCCUGUGCCGCAGCCGGCUUUAUCUUCCAAUAUGGUGCCAUCUCUGCAAUCCUCUGGUGGACAUCAAUCACUUUUGACCUCUGGUUAAAUGUUAGAAAGAUCAAGAUGGCCAAGAACUAUGUUAAACAUUAUCUGAUCACAAUCAAUGUAGUGGCCAUUAGUUUAUCAAUUGCGCCUCUGUUUGCCAAACAAUAUGGAUACACGAUUGGAGGCAUUGGAUGUUGGAUAAUGGAUAAUAGUUGGCUAAAUGGAACCUUCUGGAUACCACUUGGUACCUGUCUAUUCAUUGGAGCAACAUUCAUCUUCCUAAUCAUUUAUGAAGUUUACAAAGUUGUAACUGCCGUUUCCGACAUCAAUGGCAGGAGUACAAAGAUGCGCCUGGUCCGAUUCAAUCUUCGACCAUUCUUGAUCAUCGUGUUCUUGUUUGGCGAGUUCAUCUAUCUGUUUGGAUAUCACUUCUAUAUACAGAGCCAGACUGAUUACUACACACAGAGGCUCAAGGACUUUGUCAUGUGCAUCAUGCUGAACAAAAGUCCAUCGUGCAGUGCCGAGGGCGCGCUGCCCUACAAGUCCAACUUCACCACCCUAUUCCUGAUGCGCAUCUAUGGCAUUGAACUGAUGAUCUUUUACGGCUUCACCCAAAAGACCAAGCGCAUAUGGCUACGCUCGCCAUUGUUAAAGCGUUUCAGGAGCUUCCUGGGCAUCAGCUCGGUGAGCGUCACCCCGCCCAACCAAGGCACGAUCAACAGUUCCAGUCGACAUCUCAGGACAAAGAAUAUGGACGACGAGGACGAAGACGAGAUAGAGUACGAAGAGGAGCAGGCAGAGAUGGAGAAGCAAGGUGAUGAUGUCCGCAGCCACGACGACAAGGAUGGAGGCGACAUCAACAACAAUAGCAACCAUAUCAACGAAUAA
Messenger RNA from Acytostelium subglobosum LB1, 1857 nucleotides. RefSeq lists its product as hypothetical. The transcript is spliced from 5 exons. The record is from RefSeq and is a predicted model, not a curated record. Gene Ontology annotation, cellular component: membrane. Bases 1 to 1857 code for a protein of 618 amino acids. Lineage: Eukaryota; Evosea; Eumycetozoa; Acytosteliales; Acytosteliaceae. Gene Ontology annotation, molecular function: protein binding; transmembrane signaling receptor activity. Gene Ontology annotation, biological process: cell surface receptor signaling pathway.